CAAGGUGUUGAAAAGAGAAUGGUUUAUGAGCUGUAUAUAAGCAUUGCCCCCUAGGGUUAGGGUUUUCCCCAGAAGUAAGAAUAGAUUUAUGUAUAUGUGAUCUACUAGCUAGCGAACAUCUCCUUCUAAAUUGAUCUCCUUUCAAUCCUGCAGGAGGGUUCUUGGCUGAUUCACCGUAGUAGUCUGAACAUAUACAUCCAUAAGGGUUCUUGUAGUAAGAGCUGGUAGAAGACAUGAAGAAGCGCCAAGUGGUGGUAAAGAGAGAUGAAUCUUCAAAAAACGCGACGAAUUCGUCGUUUACGGUAAGGAAUGUAAGAUAUGGAGAGUGCCAGAAGAAUCAUGCGGCUGGCGUUGGAGGUUAUGCUGUGGAUGGAUGCAGGGAGUUCAUGGCUAGUGGGGAGGAGGGGACAAAUGCUGCACUCUCUUGUGCUGCUUGUGGCUGUCACAGGAACUUCCACAGAAGGGAAGUGGAAACCGAGGCCGUCUGCGAAGGUUCUUCCCCGUCCUCGCUUGGGCGUACAUAGAUAAACUCUCCUAAUAUUUUUCUAUCUCCAAAAUACAAGUAUGUUGAUGGUUUGUUGUUUGCUUUAUUAGUUAUUACUAUGUUAACCAGGGGUUGAGUUGAAUUGCGUGUCUGCGUUUGUGUUUUUGUGUGGAAGCUCAAGAAACAAGCAGGAGUUCUUUUAUGUCUUUACUAAAUUAUGAGAUCGUCAAACUGCCUUUCAUGGUUUAUUACCAAGGGUGAAGUGGGUGGUAACUAGGCAUUGCCAUGGGCUAAAUUUGCUAUGUCCUUUGUUCAGAA
Molecule: messenger RNA, 802 nt
Organism: Coffea eugenioides
Lineage: Eukaryota; Viridiplantae; Streptophyta; Magnoliopsida; Gentianales; Rubiaceae
Product: mini zinc finger protein 2-like
Exons: 1
Coding region: 234-524 (96 amino acids)
Biological process (GO): regulation of DNA-templated transcription; regulation of developmental process
Cellular component (GO): nucleus
Molecular function (GO): transcription cis-regulatory region binding; DNA-binding transcription factor activity
Source: RefSeq, a predicted model, not a curated record